Mollisia scopiformis is the source of this 852-nucleotide messenger RNA. RefSeq lists its product as uncharacterized. Lineage: Eukaryota; Fungi; Ascomycota; Leotiomycetes; Helotiales; Mollisiaceae. The record is from RefSeq and is a predicted model, not a curated record. Bases 232 to 852 code for a protein of 206 amino acids. The transcript is spliced from 3 exons.
CUUGUCGCCACGAAUUUGACUUUGCUCGGAAUUUAUGUUGAAGGCGGGUUUCUCUUCAUGCUCUAACUCCUUGGACCCCUAUCUCUAAAGCUUCAGGACGUCUCAUUCAUUAGUCUGCUGUCCCUCCGGUGUUAACGGAUUUAGUGUCUGACACAGUUAUUCUUCUACCUCUCAUGGGGUCAAUGCUCGCCACUCUCUUCGAGCUUCAGCACUCCAAAGUCAUAAAUCAACAUGAAACUCAUUCUUACGGGGUGUACUGGCUUUAUAGGAGGCGAAAUCUUGUCACAAUGUCUUCGAAAUCCUGCCAUCACCUCUGUGGCGGCACUUUCUCGACGAAACCUACCCGAAGCACUUACCAAAGAUCCAAAGUUGAAUGUUGUCAUCAUGAAAGACUUCAACUCCUACCCUGACUCUAUUCUCACGGAGCUAAGUGGAGCAGAUGCCUGCAUUUGGUGUAUGGGAACCACAGCAGGAGAUAAAGCUCUUGAAGUGGAUUAUCCUCUGGCUUUUGGCAAUGCAUUGUCGAAGACCUUGCCAGAAAGCAAGAAGAAGUUCCGUUACGUCCAUCUUAGUGGAGCUGCAACGGAAAGAGAUCAGGAUAAACCAUUGUGGUUCAAGUCAGAAAUGAGGAAGAUUAAAGAAACGCUGAUCGUGAAGGCUAGUUUUGUCAUUCAGAAAGAACUCAAAAACCCACGCGAUUUCAUGGGGUGGAUGCUUGGGGCUAAAGCUUGCAUUCGUGUUGACGAGUUGGCGGCUACGAUGAUUGAUGCUGCGUUGAAUGGAUGGAAGGAGAACACUCUCCAGGACAACGCUGCAAUGGCCGCUAAGGGCAGAGAGAUACUUGGAAAAUGA